Messenger RNA from Boleophthalmus pectinirostris (great blue-spotted mudskipper), 2491 nucleotides. RefSeq names its product adaptor related protein complex 2 subunit mu 1. Lineage: Eukaryota; Metazoa; Chordata; Actinopteri; Gobiiformes; Gobiidae. Gene Ontology annotation, molecular function: clathrin-cargo adaptor activity. The coding region runs from base 208 to 1518 and encodes 436 amino acids. The transcript has 12 exons. Gene Ontology annotation, biological process: clathrin-dependent endocytosis; intracellular protein transport. The record is from RefSeq and is a predicted model, not a curated record. Gene Ontology annotation, cellular component: AP-2 adaptor complex; cytoplasmic vesicle.
GUGGUACGUAAGGACGGCGGGUCAGCUGACGGCGAUCAUCGGAGGAGCCAGCGGAAUUUACGGCGCUGUGGAAGUGGGGCUCACUGGACCUUCUUGACGUACUCACGACCGAAGGAGGAGAGGGGCUGUCGGGUUGGAGGUGUCGGAGAGUGUAGUAGGGCAGGGAUUGGUUUAACCAUGGCCACUUUGGACUGAGAAACAGCCACAAUGAUUGGAGGACUGUUUAUCUACAACCACAAGGGGGAGGUCCUCAUCUCUCGGGUCUACAGAGAUGAUAUUGGACGUAAUGCUGUGGAUGCGUUUCGUGUGAACGUCAUCCAUGCCAGGCAGCAGGUCCGAUCCCCGGUGACUAACAUUGCACGUACAAGCUUCUUCCACGUCAAACGCUCCAACAUCUGGUUGGCGGCGGUCACCAAGCAGAAUGUCAAUGCUGCCAUGGUGUUCGAGUUCCUCUACAAGAUGUGCGACGUAAUGACCGCAUACUUCGGCAAGAUCAGCGAGGAGAACAUCAAGAACAACUUUGUGCUCAUCUAUGAGCUGCUGGAUGAGAUCUUGGAUUUUGGUUACCCUCAGAAUUCUGAAACUGGGGCUCUGAAAACCUUUAUUACUCAGCAGGGCAUCAAGGGACAGCAUCAGACAAAAGAAGAGCAGUCUCAGAUCACCAGCCAGGUGACAGGGCAGAUUGGCUGGCGACGUGAGGGCAUCAAGUAUCGCCGCAAUGAGCUUUUCCUGGAUGUGCUGGAGAGCGUUAACCUGCUCAUGUCCCCACAAGGUCAAGUCCUGAGUGCGCACGUGUCUGGCAGAGUAGUGAUGAAGAGCUAUCUGAGCGGGAUGCCAGAGUGUAAAUUUGGGAUGAAUGAUAAGAUUGUCAUCGACAAACAGGGCAAGGGCGGUGGUUCUGAUGACGCAGGGAAGAGUGGGAAGCAGUCCAUAGCCAUCGACGAUUGUACCUUCCACCAGUGUGUGCGCCUCAGUAAGUUUGACUCUGAGCGUAGCAUCAGCUUCAUCCCUCCUGAUGGAGAAUAUGAGCUCAUGAGGUACCGAACCACAAAAGACAUCAUUCUGCCUUUCCGUGUUAUCCCCUUGGUUCGAGAAGUAGGGCGCACCAAACUGGAGGUUAAGGUGGUCAUCAAGUCUAACUUUAAACCCUCACUGCUGGCUCAGAAGAUUGAGGUGCGCAUCCCCACACCCCUCAACACCAGUGGCGUGCAGGUGAUUUGUAUGAAGGGAAAAGCCAAGUACAAGGCCAGUGAGAAUGCCAUCGUCUGGAAGAUCAAGCGCAUGGCUGGGAUGAAGGAGUCUCAGAUCAGUGCUGAGAUUGAGCUGCUGCCAACCAAUGAUAAGAAGAAAUGGGCUAGGCCUCCAAUCUCUAUGAACUUUGAGGUUCCUUUCGCUCCAUCUGGGUUAAAGGUGCGUUACUUGAAGGUGUUUGAGUCCAAGCUCAACUACAGUGACCACGACGUCAUCAAAUGGGUCCGCUACAUCGGCCGCUCUGGCAUCUACGAAACUCGCUGCUAAGAUCAUUAUCGCCUGGCAGCAAACUGACCACUUUGUCUCAUCUAUCCUGUUAUUUUCUUUCUCUUCACUUUGUGUCUACCCCUCUACAAUCUAGAGCCUCUCUUUCACCCCAUAUCUUAACUAGUGUUGGAGAUUCAUAUUACAUUGUUUAAAAAAAGUAAAUAUGGUAUAAUGCACAGAUAUAUGCAAAAUGUGAACCAUUGUAAUUGUAUACCUUGUAGUGAUGAGUAAACCUGUAAAAAAAAAAAAAAUGGUGUGAAAGAACUAGACGUGUGAUGCAGGAAGCCAGGGGGGGGGUGGGCAGGAGGCAGAAUAUGGGGUGCUUACAUGUGUUUACUUAGUGUUUAUGUAUCCACUAUCUCCUCUCCUGCUACCUUUUCAGAUAAAUUAGCGACACACUUUAUGAUAAUUUUUAGCUAUUGUGAUUAAGAGUUACUCCUUUUGUCAAUAUAGCUGACCCUUUAAAUCGAAUUGCUUUGUCCGUUGCUGUAUUGUGAGCAGAUUUGGUAUUUGUUUCCAGAAAAUGGUUAAGAUCUCAAAAUUUUGUCUCUUGCCAUUAAGCAGGAUGAGAGCAAAUUAUUAUCAACAUAAUGUUUUAUGUGUAGCUUGGAAAGUGUGCUUAAAAAGACUGAUGUUAUGUACUGACCGGAGAAGACAGUAUUUUAAAGGUUGGCCGGUGUAAGUUUGGGUCAAAGAUGAAAUGUUGAACAUUCCAGGCAGAUAUGAGGUCUGACCAUUGUGCUGUUUUGUUGUGAGCUUUAAAGUGGCUAUGAUGCCUCCAUCUGUGUCUCAAGCUUUGUCACUCUGGCUCUGAGCUUCUGCUUGUAGAAAGAGGCACAAAGGGAAGAUUGGCACUAGGGGAGUAUGUCCACAUUAAGGGGAUGUCUCCCCCUGGUGUUUGCCUCAUCACUGUCUGCUCUGUUUGUUGCCCUGGUGACCGUUGUGUCCAAUAAAAUCUGACAAUGUAACCAAA